Cuscuta europaea is the source of this 798-nucleotide messenger RNA. Lineage: Eukaryota; Viridiplantae; Streptophyta; Magnoliopsida; Solanales; Convolvulaceae. The record is from the annotation of a GenBank genome assembly.
AGAACUUCCCUAACCCAAACCGGCACUUCGGCUAGUCGCAAUCAGCCCGCCGCCUCCCGCCGCUUGCCACCCGCCGCCCGCCACCCCCCGCCCGCCACCCACCGCCCGCCACCCACCACUGCUGCGUGGUUGUCUGCUUCUCACCAUCUCACUUCUCAGCUUGUGGCUGCCUUUCAGAGGAAGUUCUGUCAAGAUGUCAUCUUUUCACUUUGAUGAUAUUAUCCAGAUUGUCUCAGUCGAUGCCGAUGGGAAAAAGUAUGACAAAGUUUCUCGAAUUGAAGCACAGACAAGAGACGGCGUGACAGAUAUGCUGCUAGAUAUAAAUUCAGAGUUAUAUCCUGUUAAGGCGAACGAAUUUCAUAGGAUGGUGCUGUCACAGACACUUGCUCUAGAUGGGUCAACAACACACCCUCAGGGCCAGACGAUAUCAAUCGCAGACAAGUUCGAGUAUAUCAUGCAUGGGCUGCUUUAUAAGGUUGCAGAGGAAUCUUCUAAAGUGGUUGUGUAUAUUUCUUUUGGAGGACUUCAACUAAAGCUGUGCAGUGCGCCCCGGAACAUGCACAAAUUUAAGCUUGAUCAGAGGCUGUUUCUUCUUUUGAGGAAUAUGGAGAUUAAACCAAAGCCUAAGUAGGCUCUUUUCAAAAUCAAGAUUUGUUUUUGUUUAUUUGUACAAAAAGCAGCUUCCUUUUAGUGGUUGAAGACUUGAAGUCUUGGAAGACCAUCUGUUUUACAAUCUAAUGUUUGUUUGUAUGAGAUUGCUUUUGCACUAAGAAUAUUGGUUUGCAUUUAUACUCCCUC